GCCGCGCCGCGCCUCGCCUCGCCUCGCCGCGCCGCGCCUCGCCGCCGCUUCCCCCUCAGACUAGUGUGUGAUGUUGGACAUGGGAGAUAGGAAGGAAGUGAAAAUGCUGCCGAAAUCCUCCUUUAGCAUAAACAGCCUGGUGCCCGAAGCCGUGCAGAGCGACAACAACCACGCCAGCCACGGCCACCACAACAACCACCACCCCCACCACCACCACCACCAUCACCACCACCACCACCCGCCGCCGCCGCCGCCGCCCCGAGCCGCCCCGGCCGAGGAGGAGGACGAGGACAAGAGCCAGCUCCUCCUGCAGCCCCCCGGGGCGGCGGCGGCGGCAGCGGCGGCCACCACCUCUGCCCCCCUGGAGGUGGUGGGCAAGGCGGACCUGCUGGCGGGCAAGGGCGAGCCCGGCUCGGCGGCGGCGGAGCUGGCGGACGACAAGGACAAGGCGGCGGAGGAGAAGAAGGCGGCGGGCGACGGGGGCAAGGAGGGCGAGGGCGGCAAGGAGGGCGAGAAGAAGAACGGCAAGUACGAGAAGCCGCCGUUCAGCUACAACGCGCUCAUCAUGAUGGCCAUCCGGCAGAGCCCCGAGAAGCGCCUCACGCUGAACGGCAUCUACGAGUUCAUCAUGAAGAACUUCCCUUACUACCGGGAGAACAAGCAGGGCUGGCAGAACUCCAUCCGCCACAACCUCUCGCUCAAUAAGUGCUUCGUCAAGGUGCCCCGCCACUACGACGACCCGGGCAAAGGGAACUACUGGAUGUUGGACCCUUCCAGCGACGACGUCUUCAUCGGGGGCACCACGGGCAAGCUCCGCCGGAGGUCCACCACGUCGCGGGCCAAGCUGGCCUUCAAGCGGGGCGCCCGCCUCACCUCCACCGGACUGACAUUCAUGGAUAGGGCAGGAUCUUUGUAUUGGCCCAUGUCCCCUUUCCUCUCCCUGCACCACCCCCGGGCCAGCAGCACUUUGAGUUACAAUGGCACCACGUCCGCCUACCCCAGCCACCCCAUGCCCUACAGUUCAGUGUUGACUCAAAACUCCUUGGGAAACAACCACUCCUUUUCCACGUCGAAUGGGUUAAGUGUUGAUAGACUAGUCAAUGGAGAGAUACCUUACGCCACUCAUCACCUCACAGCAGCAGCGCUGGCCGCCUCAGUGCCAUGUGGCUUGUCAGUCCCCUGCUCUGGCACCUAUUCCCUGAACCCUUGCUCCGUGAACCUUCUCGCUGGCCAGACCAGUUACUUUUUCCCCCACGUCCCUCACCCUUCAAUGACUUCUCAAAGCAGCACUUCAAUGACGGCCAGGGCAGCCUCCUCCUCCACGUCUCCGCAGGCGCCCUCCACUCUCCCCUGUGAGUCCUUAAGACCUUCUUUGCCAAGUUUUACAACGGGACUGUCCGGAGGACUUUCUGAUUAUUUCACACAUCAAAAUCAGGGGUCUUCUUCAAACCCUUUAAUACAUUAACCUCCAUGGGAGCAGACUGUAAGUGAACAUUUUACACACAUUUGCAUUGUACAUGAGAAUUAAAAGAGAGAGAGAGAGAGAGAGAAACAAACAAACAAACAAACAAAAAACAAAACAAAAAAGUCCAGGUAUUUUUUAUUAAGUCCCCCAUUUUCUGUACGUUUGUUCAGUCUUUAGGGUUGUUUAUUAUUCCAGCGAGGGGAGGAGCGUCAGCAAGGUGCAAUGUGGGGAGAGGACAUUGUAGACUAUGAAGUUUGGAAGUCAAAAUGAUAGUAGAAUGUGUAUCUAAAUAGUGACUGCUUUUGCAAUUUUUAUUCAGCUAUGACAAGCCUAUCACUAAAACCGCCAGUUUCCAUGUUUGCAGUAUUAUAAGUUAUCAUGGAUAUGUUGGUGGAUGCAGACCUUGGGAAGGAAAAAAAAUAAAAAAGCCCACUAAAUUUAUGAAACCCAUUAAAAUUCAAAUGUGAUUUGUAUUUAAGCAGAUUGAAUAGUGAAAGAUGCCCAAAAGCUACAUUUUGGCCAUUUAUGAUUUUGUCCUUUUCUUUAAUGAACUGAUUUUUAUUUUUAUUUUUGGUUCCGUUUUGUUUUGUUUACUUUUAGACCAAAGAUUGGGUUUUAGAAAAUGCACUCAGUGUACUAAGUAAUUUAAAGCAACAACAGCAUUGUUUCAGUUUGCAGCACUGCCCGUUCAAAUGAAUCAGAAGGGGACAAAAUUAAUGAUUGCCUUCAGUUUGUGUUGUGUAUAUUUUGAUGUAUGUGGUCACUAACAGGUCACCUUUAUUUUUUUUCUAAAUGUAGUGAAAUGUUAAUACCUAUUGUACUUAUAGGUAAACCUUGCAAAUAUGUAACCUGUGUUGCGCAAAUGCCGCAUAAAUUUGAGUGAUUGUUAAUGUCGUCUUAAAAUUUCUUGAUUGUGAAUACUGUGGUCAUAUGCCCGUGUUUGUCACUUACAAAAAUGUUUACUAUAAACACACAGAAAUAAAAAAAUAGGCUAAAUUCAUAUAUACUC
Molecule: messenger RNA, 2474 nt
Organism: Alligator mississippiensis (American alligator)
Lineage: Eukaryota; Metazoa; Chordata; Crocodylia; Alligatoridae
Gene: FOXG1
Product: forkhead box G1
Exons: 1
Coding region: 71-1465 (464 amino acids)
Biological process (GO): regulation of transcription by RNA polymerase II
Cellular component (GO): nucleus
Molecular function (GO): sequence-specific double-stranded DNA binding; DNA-binding transcription factor activity
Source: RefSeq, a predicted model, not a curated record